UGCUCUCGGGAAACGGGGCCGGCCUAUAUAAGCGAGCUGCGGGGCGUUCCCUCGCGCUGUGCUCGCUGAGAGGAGAGGCUUGCUUGGACUCCCUGAGACCACCUUGGCGGACGAUGGCUGAGGGAGAUAACCGCAGUACCAACCUGCUGGCUGCGGAGACUGCCAGCCUGGAGGAGCAGCUGCAGGGAUGGGGAGAAGUGACGCUGCUCGUGGAUAAAGUGCUCCGCUGGGAGAGGGCGUGGUUCCCCCCUGCCGUCGUGGGCGUGGUCUCCCUGGUGUUCCUAAUCAUCUACUAUCUGGAUCCAUCCGUUCUGUCCGGUGUUUCCUGUUUCGUCAUGUUUCUGUGCUUGGCUGACUACCUGGUUCCCAUCCUAGCACCUAGGAUUUUUGGCUCCAAUAAAUGGACCACCGAGCAACAGCAGAGAUUCCACGAGAUCUGCAGCAACGCAGUGAAGACACGACGCCGCGCCGUGGGCUGGUGGAGGCGCCUCUUCACGCUCAAGGAGGAGAAACCCAAAAUGUACUUCAUGACCAUGAUCGUUUCUCUUGCUGCCGUGGCUUGGGUGGGACAGCAAGUCCACAACCUGCUUCUCACCUACCUGAUAGUGACUUUCUUACUGUUGCUUCCUGGACUGAACCAACAUGGGAUCAUUUCGAAGUACAUUGGAAUGGCCAAGAGGGAGAUAAACAAGCUUCUCAAACAAAAGGAAAAGAAAAACGAAUAGUGCACCUGCUUUGUUCCCGUGAUGAAUGGAGUAUGCAUUGUCCCCAGAAACCACUUCUCCUUUGCUCUCUGGAUGCUAAAAUGUUACUGAAGUCGAUGUUUGCUCUCCUUCACUCUGCCCUUAGUUAGUGAGAAUUCAGACAUGCCAAGUCGGGCCGUGCGUGCAGUGUCUGCUUGUCAGCUGGGGCUGGGUGCAUCCUCGGCAGCUGGCC
This is a messenger RNA of Ochotona princeps (American pika), 936 nucleotides long. RefSeq names its product ADP ribosylation factor like GTPase 6 interacting protein 1 (gene ARL6IP1). The transcript has 6 exons. The coding region runs from base 114 to 725 and encodes 203 amino acids. Lineage: Eukaryota; Metazoa; Chordata; Mammalia; Lagomorpha; Ochotonidae. The record is from RefSeq and is a predicted model, not a curated record.